CUUGGUGCAGUAGUGUUGCAGAUCACAAGGCUCAAAUGUUCUACGACACCAGUGACUUCCGCUUCACCAGCAGCUCCCCAAGUGAGAACACCAGAUGUCGCCAGUUUGUGCUGGCUGCAGUGAAUGGCACCAACACGUUCCUGCUAGUGACUCCAAAGGGCUGUCCCACUGGGCUGAGUGCUGGAGGGAGUUGUCUGUGUGCAGAUUCCUGUACCCUGUGUGACAAGUUCCUGGCCUUCUGUCAGUGUCCAUGCUCCUGUGGUGCCCAGGGUUAUGACCAGUGUGCCAACACAUACACACAAGUCCAGUCAGAUAUGGUUUGUCCUGUCCCUCCCAUCAAAGCUCCUAAGCAGACAGUGGCAGAGCCCAGUCUGAAGCUACCUGAGUGUAAACCACAGUGCAGUACCAGAUCAAACAAGACUUCCUGCGAGGCACUUGGCCACUGUACCUGGUGCAACAGAAUGAACUAUCACCAUUUCCCAGUUUGUACUGAAAUAUGUCCUGAUGAGAUGGAAGUGUUUUUCCCCUGUGCUGACUUCACUGCAAUGUCUGACUCUGACAGGAAGGAGCUUUUGGAGAACUUUUUUGGAAAACUCAAAUCAGUCCUUCCUGGAAAUAUCAGCAGUAGCAAUGUCUUCCCACCCCAUAACUUUACCAAGGACACAAUCAAGUUUUACUACCAGGGAGAGGCAUCAGUUAUAUCCAACAAUGAGACAGCGGCCAUCUUGAGGACCCUGUUUUCGUUGCCAUCUCAGUUUCUGGUUGGUCCCAACAGUAAUGCUGCAGCAUACAGGGCAGCGGACCCUCUGGAUUUCACUAAUUUGAAGGUCAUUCUCAAGGUUCCUGGGGUCAACCUGACCCAGCUCCUGCUCCACUCCCUGACACUACGCCAGGACAUCAUCGGUCAGCUGGGGGCACUCGCCACAGUUCUGAUGCCUGAUGUUGCCAUGACAGUGGACAAUGUGUGGAUGGAAGGGGAAACAAUUCCCUUCACAAUUCGUAAAACUGACCUCUCCAGUACGGUGGACCUCCUGGCCGCCUACGAGACACUAAAGGCGCGGGUUGAGGGGGCUGGUCUGAAACUGGACAUACAGGGAACAAAGAGGACAGUGGCCAGUAUAGACAGCGUGGGUAGCUUUUAUGACAUGUGUCCCAAGCCUUGUAGUGAGGGGUAA
This is a messenger RNA of Lingula anatina, 1175 nucleotides long. RefSeq lists its product as uncharacterized. Lineage: Eukaryota; Metazoa; Brachiopoda; Lingulata; Lingulida; Lingulidae. The record is from RefSeq and is a predicted model, not a curated record. Gene Ontology annotation, molecular function: voltage-gated calcium channel activity. Gene Ontology annotation, cellular component: voltage-gated calcium channel complex.